This is a messenger RNA of Microthlaspi erraticum, 1461 nucleotides long. The record is from the annotation of a GenBank genome assembly. NCBI's taxonomy places the organism in Eukaryota, Viridiplantae, Streptophyta, Magnoliopsida, Brassicales, Brassicaceae.
AUGGGAGGUCAAACCUCUAAGAUUGGUAAAUGUUGUUGGAAUUCAUUACACACCACUGCUCCUGCUCCUCUUGAUGUUGGAAACCAAGAGAAUGGUGAGGUGACAAGGGAUGUGCUGUGUUUUCGUGAAUUCACACUGGAAGAGCUUAAGAUGGCCACCUCUGGUUUCGCUAUGGAGAACGUUGUAUCUGACGAUGGACAAACAGCUCCAAAUGUUGUCUAUAAAGGGAAACUGGAGAAUCAUACCAAGAUUGCUGUCAAGCGCUUUUCUCGAAUGGCCUGGCCAGAUCCACGCCAAUUCCUUGAAGAAGCAGCAUCUGUUGGUCAGCUACGCAGCAAAAGAAUGGCCACUUUACUCGGUUGUUGCUGUGAAGGCUGCCAUAGAUUACUUGUGGCCGAGUUUAUGCCUAAUGAGACAUUAGCCAAACACCUUUUCCACUGGGAAACACAACCGAUGAGAUGGGAGAUGCGACUUCGGGUUGUUUUAUACCUUUCAGAAGCUCUCGAGUAUUGUAGUAACAAAGGACACACUCCGUAUCAUGAUCUCAAUGCUUACAGAGUUUUAUUUGACCAGGAAUGCAAUCCAAGACUUUCAAGUUUCGGGUUGAUGAAGAAUAGCCAGCAUGGCAAAAGUUACACCACAAAUCUUGCUUUUGCCUCUCCAGAGUUUAUACCAACUGGGAGAAUCACAGCAGAGAGUGUGAUUUACAGCUUUGGCACUCUUUUGCUUGAUCUUCUCACUGGAAAGCAUAUUCCUCCCAGCCAUGCCCUUGAUUUGAUUCGAGACGGAAAUCUUCAGACGCUAACCGAUUCCUGCUUGGAGGGACAAAUUUCCUACAGUGAUGGCACGGAGUUAGUACGCCUGGCAUCUCUUUGCCUUCAGUAUGAGGCUCAUGAGCGGCCAAACAUCAAAUCAUUGGUCACUGCACUGAUAUCUCUGCAGAAAGACACAGAGAUCCCGUCUCACGUUCUAAUGGGUGUGCCUCAAAGUGGUAAUCUCGUGUCACCUCCAUCUCCUUUUGGUGAGGCCUGUUCGAGAACAGACCUGACCGCUAUGUUUGAGAUCUUGGAUAUUAUUGGAUACAAAGACGAUGAAGACCUUUCGUUUCUGUGGACGGACCAGAUGCAAGAGGCUGUGAACUCCAAGAGAAAAGGCGAUAUUGCGUUUACACGGAAAGACUUUAGUAAAGCCAUUGAGUUUUACACGCAGUUUCUUGAUUUGGGAAUUAUCUCUGCAACAGUCUUUGUGCGGCGGAGUCUAAGUCACCUAAUGAUGAACAUGGCGAAAGAAGCUUUAGAUGAUGCAAUGAAGGCUCAAGGCAUUUCUCCACUGUGGUACGUUGCAUUGUAUCUCCAGUCUGCUGCUCUUGCUGCCCUGGGAAUGCUCACGGAAUCCCAAAUCGCACUUACCGAAGGGUCCACUCUUGAGGCCAGAAAUAUUUCGGCUUCCACUCAGAACUAA